AUGGAUCAGCAAAACUAUUCAGUGGUGUCUGAGUUUGUGCUGAGUGGACUCUCCAGUUCCCUCCAACUCCAGUCUUUCUUCUUUGUAUUUUUUUCUCUGAUCUACAUAGCCACUGUGCUGGGCAACCUCCUCAUUGUGGUCACGGUGAUCUCUGAGCCCCAGCUUCAUUCCUCUCCCAUGUACUUCCUGCUGGGCAACCUCUCUUUCCUGGAUAUGUGGCUGGCCUCAUUUGCUACCCCCAAGUUGAUCAGGGAUUUCCUCAGUGAGAAGAAACUCAUUUCUUUUGGGGGAUGCAUGGCCCAGAUUUUCUUCCUGCAUUUCAUUGGUGGUGCUGAGAUGGUGCUGCUGGUCUCCAUGGCCUAUGACAGAUAUGCAGCCAUAUGCAAACCUUUGCAUUAUAUGACCAUCAUGAGCCGGAGGACAUGCAUUGGACUAGUAACCAUUUCAUGGGUUAUUGGUUUUAUUCACUCUAUCAGCCAAGUAGCCUUUACUGUGAAUUUGCCUUAUUGUGGGCCAAAUACUGUGGACAACUUCUUUUGUGACCUUCCUCUUGUGAUCAAGCUUGCUUGCACGGACACCUAUGUCCUGGGGAUAUUGAUGAUUGCUGACAGUGGGUUGCUAUCUAUGAGCUGCUUCCUACUUCUCAUGAUCUCUUACACAAUCAUCCUUGUUACUGUAUGGCAGCAUUCAAGGGGGAGUGCAUCCAAGGCUCUUUCCACUUGUUCUGCCCAUAUCACGGUGGUAACACUCUUCUUUGGUCCCUGCAUCUUCAUUUAUGUGUGGCCCUUCAGUAGGUUCUCUGUGGAUAAGGUCCUGUCUGUGUUUUAUACUAUUUUUACUCCUCUCUUAAACCCUACAAUCUAUACUUUGAGAAAUGAGGAUGUGAAGACAGCCAUGAAAAAACUAAGGGCCCGGCAUAUAACUUUUCAUUGA
This is a messenger RNA of Phascolarctos cinereus (koala), 933 nucleotides long. It is a transcript of the gene OR4K14, whose product is annotated as olfactory receptor family 4 subfamily K member 14. Gene Ontology annotation, biological process: G protein-coupled receptor signaling pathway. Gene Ontology annotation, molecular function: G protein-coupled receptor activity; olfactory receptor activity. NCBI's taxonomy places the organism in Eukaryota, Metazoa, Chordata, Mammalia, Diprotodontia, Phascolarctidae. Gene Ontology annotation, cellular component: membrane. The record is from RefSeq and is a predicted model, not a curated record.